Messenger RNA from Tripterygium wilfordii, 1605 nucleotides. Its product is annotated as aromatic aminotransferase ISS1. The record is from RefSeq and is a predicted model, not a curated record. The coding region runs from base 182 to 1366 and encodes 394 amino acids. Gene Ontology annotation, molecular function: pyridoxal phosphate binding; catalytic activity. Lineage: Eukaryota; Viridiplantae; Streptophyta; Magnoliopsida; Celastrales; Celastraceae. The transcript has 10 exons. Gene Ontology annotation, biological process: biosynthetic process.
AAAAGCGUUUGUCCUUUUUGGCUUUUACGUAUUUCCUUCCAUUUAUUUCCAAGCUUUCUUUAAAAAUAGAAUUUUGUAGAAAAAGAGGAAGAGAAUUCAUAAUAGUAUUCUGAUAGACUAGAACGGUGUUGGUGGAGUUGUUGGAAUUCUGCCUAACUCAAUCAAAAGAGGACGAAGCGAGAUGGGUUCUUAUGGAAAGCUUGCAAGGAGGGCAGUGGAGACUGAUAUGCCUAUCAUGGUUCAGAUACAAGAAUUGGUCCGAGGAGCCAAAAAUGCAGUCUCUUUGGCUCAGGGGGUAGUAUAUUGGCAACCUCCUAAACAGGCACUUAAUAAGGUAAAAGAACUUGUAUGGGAGCCGUCAAUUAGUUGCUACGGUUCUGAUGAAGGUAUUCCACCUCUAAGGGAGGCUUUGAUCAAAAAGUUGGGACAGGAAAAUAAGUUGUUCAAGUCAUCAGUGAUGGUUACUGCAGGUGCAAAUCAGGCAUUUGUAAAUCUUGUUCUCACAUUGUGUGAUGCUGGGGAUUCAGUAGUUAUGUUUGCUCCAUACUACUUCAAUGCCUACAUGUCUUUCCAGAUGACAGGUGUUACAAAUAUAUUGGUGGGUCCUGGUCACCCUGAGACGCUUCAUCCAGAUGCAGACUGGUUGGAGAAAACAUUGUUGGAAACUAUACCUGUCCCAAAGGUUGUUACUGUUGUUAAUCCGGGCAACCCCUCAGGAACAUACAUUCCAGAGCCCUUGCUUCAGAGGAUUUCAGAUCUAUGUAAGCAAGCUGGAUCUUGGCUUGUUGUAGAUAACACAUACGAGUAUUUUAUGUAUGACGGUCGGAAACACACGUGCCUCGAAGGGAGUCACAUAGUCAACAUUUUUUCCUUCUCAAAAGCCUAUGGAAUGAUGGGAUGGCGCGUUGGAUAUAUAGCAUAUCCAACAGAAGUGGAAGGCUUUGCUACUCAACUUCUGAAAGUUCAAGAUAACAUACCAAUCUGCGCCUCGAUACUUUCCCAGCAUCUUGCUCUAUACUCCUUGGAGAUGGGACCUGAAUGGGUCACCGAACGAGUGAAGGACCUUGUCAAGAACAGAGACAUUCUUGUGGAAGCACUCUCUCCAUUGGGAGAAGAUGCUGUGAAAGGCGGAGAAGGUGCAAUUUAUUUAUGGGCAAAGCUUCCGGACAAGUAUCUCGAUGACUCUAAAGUCGUUCACUGGCUCGCUACAAGGCAUGGAGUGGUCGUAAUUCCAGGAGGAGCAUGCGGGUGUCCGGGGCAUAUGAGGAUUUCAUUUGGAGGCUUGAGAGAAGAGGACUGCAAAGCUGCUGCAGAAAGGCUGAGGAGAGGGUUGGAAGAAUUGGUGAAAGAUGGAAUGGAGGAGUAACAAACUGCUUAUGACACAAUUGAAUGCAGGUCUUCAACCUAAUAAAUUGUCUGAAAUUAUAAUCAUAGUUUCAGUCAUAUGUACAUUGAUUGGUCAAGUUACUUCACAGGUGCAUGUAUGUAUGAUUUACACUGAAAUUGAUUAUACUGUGCAAAAAAUGUUUGAGGACAGAAGUUGUUAACAUUAUGUAAAACUGUCAAGUUGAUAUUGGAAUAAGAGAAUUAUCAGUUUAUGCAGUA